AUGGAGGACUUCAGAUCUAAGUCAUAUAACAAUUCGAGAACACAAGCUGAAAGCUAUAGCUAUACUACUACUGAUGUAGGCUACGGUAACGGUAACGGUUACGGGGAACCCAAUCCAAACCCAACUGGGUUUCGAGGAGAUCUACGAUGUUACAGUGCUUCCUAUGCAUCUUCUUCAAAUAAUAACAACAAUAAUACCCAGAUGGAGUUGUCGGCGGCUAAAGAUGUAAAAUUCAAGAAAGGCGGCAAGUCAAGUAAUGGUUCUGUUUCUAAGAGCUGGAGUUUUAGUGACGCAGAGUUGCAGAGGAAAAAGAGGGUGGCUAGUUAUAAGGUAUACACAGUUGAAGGAAAAGUGAAGGGAUCAAUAAAGAAGAGUUUUCGUUGGAUUAAAGAGCGGUGUACCAAAGUUGUCUAUGGCUGGAGGAAUUUCUUUGUUUCAAAUACAGCUCUUUGUGGAGUGCUUCGACUUGAAGUUGCCUUUUAG
This is a messenger RNA of Nicotiana tabacum (common tobacco), 483 nucleotides long. The record is from RefSeq and is a predicted model, not a curated record. Lineage: Eukaryota; Viridiplantae; Streptophyta; Magnoliopsida; Solanales; Solanaceae.